AUGGGGCGUCGUGACUCAUGUCAGCGUCGUCUUGCGCCAUCGUCGACCCCACACGAACUCAGAUCCCAUCCUGCGGCACCGUCGCGACGCGCUGCAAACGCCCACGCCAACGACAAUGCGAACACGGACGUCAAUACGAACAUAAACGCACUUGUACCGGGGAGGCGAGUACGCAGCUGCAGGGCCUGCACUGGCACUGCGGGAGCGUGGGCAUGGGUGUGGACCGUGGAUGUGGGACGUGGACAUGGGUUUGGGAUGGAGCCCGCGCCUGCAGAUACCCGCAACACAGGCGACAGUGCCCGCCACUAUCUCGAACUCAAAGCGCGCCUCGAUCGAGGCGGAUGGCGCACGACAAACGAGAUCGAUCGCGUCGACGAGUGCGAAAGUGGUAAUAAAUACGGUGGGCCCGUAUUGGACCUGGGGACGCCCGUUGUUCGGGCCUGCGUUCGACACGGAGUCCACUAUGUCGAUUUGACGGGAGAACCCCCUUGGCUGCGGCAUGGAUUCCAUUCCGUCCGAUUAUUCGAUAUACCUCUCCUACAAGCAUCUUGGAUCGUUCACGGAUGGGAGAUGCUGUUCUCAACGUCGGCUUCCAACCUCCGCGGUCGCGUCACGAACGUUACUACCGCUGUCCCUGCUUUCGCCAACUCCCCAUCAGCGUCGGCGUCGACAUCCACAAACAACGGCAAUAUCGCGAGCGGGAGGGAACUGACGGUUGUAAAAUCACAGUUAAUCGGUCAAGGCUGCCCAGGGUACCUUCUCACCUCGAGUACGUAUCUGAUGCUAUGCUUUUCCUCUCCCCGGAUGAUCGACUUGGGCCUCGAUCCUUUCAUCCUAAUAGUAAUAAUAUCCGAGCCGGUGCUCUCCAUCCUCCUUGCGCGUGACCAUCUUCCAGCUCUGGCGCAACGCAGAGGCGUGUUGACGCCUGUCGCGGCGUUUGGCAAUGUCCUCGUCGAGAGACUGGAGAGGACCGGGAGGUUUGAGUUCCGGAGUGAGGUGCUCGGCGCAGAGGGCGGAGAGGAUAGGAAGAGGAAGUAA
This is a messenger RNA of Pleurotus ostreatus (oyster mushroom), 1038 nucleotides long. RefSeq lists its product as uncharacterized. The transcript is spliced from 6 exons. The coding region runs from base 1 to 1038 and encodes 345 amino acids. Lineage: Eukaryota; Fungi; Basidiomycota; Agaricomycetes; Agaricales; Pleurotaceae. The record is from RefSeq and is a predicted model, not a curated record.